ACUAAGUUUGCUUUCUUUUAACACCUAUAUACACCAUUCUCCCUCUGUCUUUCACAUACCAGAUAUAUAUAUAUAUAUAUAUAUAUAUAUAUAUAUAUACACGGUAAACAUUUUAUUAGAUAACUAAACAUGGGGAGAAUGGCUCUUCUAGCUGCAGCAAUGACUUUGUUAGUAUUAGUUUUACAACCUCCGAUGGCUUUUGCUGCUACCAAAGGAAAGAUGGUAACAAUUUUGAGCGUUGAUGGAGGUGGAAUUAGAGGCAUUAUUCCUGGCACCGUUCUUGCCUUCCUUGAAUCCAAACUUCAGGAGUUGGAUGGAUCAAACGCAAGACUUGCAGAUUAUUUUGAUGUGGUAGCAGGAACAAGCACAGGUGGAUUAAUAACCACUAUGCUUACUGCUCCUAACAAAGACAACCGCCCCUUAUAUCAAGCAAAAGACAUUUCCAAUUUCUACAUGGAGCACGGCCCUCAAAUUUUUCCUCAAAGCAGACGUAACAGCUUUGUGAGGAGAGUCACAAAUUUGUUUGGGGGGCCAAAAUAUGAUGGCAAAUACUUGAGAUCAAUGAUUAAUUCAAUAUUAGGCAAUCUUACUAUGAACCAGACGUUGACUAAUACUAUCAUACCAACUUUUGAUAUCAAACGCCUUCAACCAAUUAUAUUCAGUACCGCUGAUGCAAAAGCAAAUAUAUCUAAGAAUGCUCAAUUGUCAGACAUUUGUCUUAGUACCUCGGCCGCACCUACUUAUUUCCCAGUACACUAUUUUGAGACCAAGGAUGCUGAAGGGAAAAUACGUACAUUUGAUCUUAUCGAUGGAGGUGUAGCUGCAAAUAAUCCAACUCUGAUGGCAAUAACACACAUUUCAAAACAAAUUAUGACGGGCACCUUUCAGUACGAGAAUAUGGAAAAAAUGGACUGCAACAAAAUGUUGGUUCUGUCAUUGGGCACGGGUACAGGAAAGCACGAAGAGAAGUACAAUGCUACAAUGGCUUCUAGGUGGGGAAUGCUAGGUUGGAUCUACAACAAUGGUGCCACCCCAUUGAUAGAUGUUUAUGCUGAUGCUAGUGCUGAUAUGGUAGACAUUCACGUUUCCACCAUGUUUCAGACUCUUGGCAGUGAGAAGAACUACAUCAGGAUUCAGGACGAUAAUUUGACUGGAGAGGCUGCAUCUAUGGAUAUUGCAACCGUAGAAAACAUGGAGAGACUUGUACAAAUUGGUAAUGAUCUAUUGAAGAAGCCAGUGUCAAGGGUCAACUUAGAAACAGGCCGAUACGAACCAGUUGUUGCGGAGGGUACUAACGAAGCUGCUAUACUCCGUUUUGCUCAGUUGCUUUCAGAAGAAAGGAAACUCAGAAUAAACAACUAGAAAGUACAUAUUUGUUCAGACUGGGAAAUAUACUCUUAGGAUUUGUCAUACAAAAUCCGUAGAACUAGUAAAAGACUGAUUAUACAAAAAAUUCUUCUCCAAUUGUUAAGUGCCUACAGAGUAGGCCAUGUUGUAAUAUCAAAAUAAAUUAACCUUCAAAUAGGGAAAUAAAAUAAAAUUUAUUUAAUUGUUCUA
Nicotiana attenuata is the source of this 1557-nucleotide messenger RNA. Its product is annotated as patatin-like protein 3. The transcript has 6 exons. Gene Ontology annotation, molecular function: monoacylglycerol lipase activity; glycerophospholipase activity. Lineage: Eukaryota; Viridiplantae; Streptophyta; Magnoliopsida; Solanales; Solanaceae. Gene Ontology annotation, biological process: lipid metabolic process. The record is from RefSeq and is a predicted model, not a curated record. The coding region runs from base 130 to 1362 and encodes 410 amino acids.